ACCUCUGCAAUCGCCCCUUCAAUCUCUUGGCGCUCUCUCUCUCUCUUUCUCUCUCUCUCAUUUUAUGCUUUCGCGCCCCAUUCAGGAGAGGGUUGGGAGAUCAACAAUGGCGAUUCCCAGCGGCAGCGCCGCCGCCGUCAUUCCCACCAAAUCCUUGCCCUCCUCUCGGGGCCCCCAAUCCCUCUUCCCCUCCAGGACCAAACCCAGCAGGACCGCCCCUUCUCUCCGCCCCAUCUCCGCCGCCGUGACGGCCCUGCCGCCGCCGGGGAGGACAGAGAAGUGGGCUCCCGACAGCUGGAAGACGAAGGAGGCCUUGCAGCUUCCCCAGUACCCGAAUCAGGAGGAGCUGCAGACGGUGCUGGAGACCCUCGGGUCGUUCCCACCUCUCGUGUUUGCCGGCGAGGCUCGGAGCUUGGAGGAGCGGCUGGCGGAGGCCGCCAUGGGGAACGCAUUCCUCUUGCAGGGUGGGGACUGCGCGGAGAGCUUCAAGGAGUUCAAUGCCAACAACAUCAGGGACACUUUCAGAAUCCUUCUGCAGAUGAGCGUGGUCAUGAUGUUUGGUGGUCAGAUGCCUGUCAUAAAGGUGGGGAGGAUGGCAGGUCAGUUUGCGAAGCCAAGAUCGGAGCCCUUUGAGGAGAAGAACGGCGUGAAGCUCCCGAGCUACCGAGGUGACAAUGUGAAUGGCGACGCCUUUGAAGAGAAGUUGAGAAUUCCUGAUCCAGAGAGGAUGAUUAGGGCCUACUGUCAAUCUGCUGCUACUUUGAAUCUCCUCAGGGCUUUCGCAACUGGUGGGUAUGCUGCUAUGCAGAGGGUCUCCGAGUGGAAUUUGGACUUCGCAGAGCACAGCGAGCAGGGAGACAGGUACCAGGAGCUGGCUCAUCGGGUUGAUGAGGCCCUCGGGUUUAUGGCUGCUGCUGGGCUCCCACUGGACCAUCCAAUCAUGACAUCUACCGAGUUCUGGACUUCUCAUGAGUGUUUGCUCUUGCAUUACGAGCAGUCACUCACUAGAAUGGACUCAACCUCCGGCCUCUAUUAUGACUGCUCUGCCCAUAUGCUGUGGGUUGGAGAACGCACAAGGCAGCUUGAUGGGGCCCAUGUUGAGUUCGUAAGAGGAUUAGCCAAUCCCCUCGGAAUCAAGGUGAGUGAUAAGAUGGACCCAACCGAGCUGGUCAAGCUUAUCGAGAUAUUGAAUCCUCAGAACAAGCCUGGGAGAAUAACUAUAAUUACAAGAAUGGGAGCAGAGAACAUGAGAGUUAAACUCCCCCAUCUGAUUAGAGCAGUACGCAGAGCCGGGCAAAUCGUCACAUGGAUCAGUGAUCCUAUGCAUGGAAACACCAUAAAGGCUCCAUGCGGCCUCAAAACCCGUCCAUUUGAUGCCAUCAGGGCGGAGGUGAAGGCAUUCUUUGAUGUGCACGAGCAAGAGGGGAGCCACCCAGGAGGGGUCCACCUGGAGAUGACGGGGCAGAAUGUGACAGAGUGCAUCGGCGGGUCACGCACGGUGACGUUCGACGACCUGAGUUCACGCUACCACACCCACUGUGACCCAAGACUUAAUGCAUCCCAGUCCCUGGAGCUCGCCUUCAUCAUAGCUGAGCGCCUGAGGAAGCGAAGGAUCAGCUCUCAGCAGCCUCUCGCUCUCUAAAGUCCCUGCGGUAAAGGGGAGAUGUAUCUAAAAGAAGCUUCUCUAGUUAGUUUAUCUAAGCUAUAUCUUAAUGUAAUGCGAUCCGGAUCGUCUAUACUGCUAGUGUAUCGAAUGAUCUGAAAAUCUCCUAGGGAGUAGAGACACAUGCAAGUGUGUGACCUUAUUGAUCAGUUUAAUGAAUUUUGGGUGGCGUUCUGCUUUUUCAA
Molecule: messenger RNA, 1848 nt
Organism: Punica granatum (pomegranate)
Lineage: Eukaryota; Viridiplantae; Streptophyta; Magnoliopsida; Myrtales; Lythraceae
Source: RefSeq, a predicted model, not a curated record